AUGCACCAGUGCCUGGAACAAGUGAUGCACCAGUGCCUGGAACAAGUGAUGCUACAGUGUCUGGAACAAAUGAUGCACCAGUGCCUGGAACAAGCGAUGCACCAGUGCCUGGAACAAGUGAUGCACCAGUGCCUAGAACAAGUGAAGUGCCAGUGCCUGCAACAAGUAAAGCACUGGCCCCUGGAACAAGUGUUGUGCCACCACUUGGCAAAUGAAGCACCAGCACCUGCAACAAGCGUAACACGAGGCCCUGGAACAAGUAAUGCACCACCACAUGGAACAACUGUAGCGCCACCACCUGAAACAAGUGAAGUGUCAGUCCCUGAAACAAGCAAAGCACCAGCACCUGGAACAAGUGACACAUCAGCAUCUAGAACAAGCAAAGAACCAGUGUCUUCCACAAGUAAUGUGCUGGUGCCAGGACCUGGAACAAGUGAUACAUCAGCACCUGGAACAAGCGAAGCAGUAGCACCUGGAACUAGUGAUGCAUCAGCACCUGGAACAAGCGAAUUGCCAGUGCCUGGAACAACUGUGGCACCAGCCCCUGGAACAAGCGAUGCACCACCACCUGGGACAAAUGAGGCGCCAUUGCCUGAAACAACUGGCGUGCCACCAAGUAGAACAAGCAGUGCCACAGCACCUGGAACAACCAAUACACCAGUACUUGGAACAAGCAAAGCACCAGUGCCUGCAACAAGUGAUCCACAAGGUCCUGGAACAACCAGUGCACCAGCACCUGGAACAACUGAAGAGCCAGCAGCAGGAACAAAUGAAUCGCCUGGAACAAGUGCAGCACCAUCACCCAGAGCAAGUGAGACAUCAGCACCUGGAACAAGCGAGAUAUCAGCACCUGGAACAAGUGACACAUCUGCACCUGGAACAAGCGACACAUCUGCACCUGGAACAAGCGACACAUCUGCACCUGGAACAAGCAAAGAACCAGUGUCUUCCACAAGUGAUGUGCCAGCACCUGGAACAACUGAAGAGCCAGCACCAGGUACAAAUGAAUCGACAGGACCAGGAACAAGUGACACAUCAGCACCUGUAACAAGUGAAGCACCACCGCCUGGAACUAGUGAUGCAUCUGCACCUGGAACAAGCGAAGCACCAGCACCUGGAACAAGUGCAGCACCAUCACCUGGAGCAAGUGAGACAUCAGCACCUGGUCUGAGCGAGAUAUCAGCAAGUGAAACAAGUCACGCAUCUGCACCUGGAACAAGCGACACAUCUGCAUCUGGAACAAGCAAAGAACCAGUGUCUUCCACAAGUGAUGUGCCAGUACCUGGGACAAGUGAUGUGCCAGAGCCUGGAUCAUCCAACACACCAGCACCUGGAACAAGCGAAGUGACAGUGCCUGGAACAAGUGUUGCGCCAGGCCAUGGAACAAGUAAAGCGCCAGCACCUGGAUCAAGUGAAGCGCCAGCACCUGGAUCAAGUGAAGCGCCAGCACACGGAACAAGUGAAGCGCCAGCACCUGGAACAAGUAAAGCGCCAGUACCUGGAACAAGUGAGGCGCCAGUACCUGGAACAAGCGGUGCCCCUGCACCUGGAUCAACCAACACAGUAGCAUCUGGAACAAACAACGAUGGACAGUCACCUGGAACAACCAACAGGCCUACAGGCGAAGCAUGA
Schistocerca piceifrons (Central American locust) is the source of this 1632-nucleotide messenger RNA. Its product is annotated as mucin-5AC-like. Bases 1 to 1632 code for a protein of 543 amino acids. The transcript has 3 exons. Lineage: Eukaryota; Metazoa; Arthropoda; Insecta; Orthoptera; Acrididae. The record is from RefSeq and is a predicted model, not a curated record.